Molecule: messenger RNA, 327 nt
Organism: Apiotrichum porosum
Lineage: Eukaryota; Fungi; Basidiomycota; Tremellomycetes; Trichosporonales; Trichosporonaceae
Exons: 4
Coding region: 1-327 (108 amino acids)
Biological process (GO): mitochondrial respiratory chain complex I assembly
Source: RefSeq, a predicted model, not a curated record
AUGGCUUCUGGAUUCGGUUACACCGGCGGUCGUACCCGCUGUUUCGCAUUCUGGCAGGAGUUUAGCAAGGUUGGUGGGGCCGGAAUGUACAAGCCAACUAACUCUGUGCAGUGCUACGCCAGCGCCGAAGGACCCAACGACUGUAUCGCCCAGAAGGAGGACUACCUUGAGUGCCUUCACAGGACAAAGGAGAUUGCGCGCGCCAAGGAGAUCAAGACGCACUUUGUCCAGACUCAGGCGCGUGAAGGUGCCGACGCCCGGAAAGCGGCUGAGAAGGCUGCUACCGGUGUUAUUGUGAACCUCGGACUCGUCGAAGAGAGUUCCUAA